This is a messenger RNA of Bursaphelenchus xylophilus (pine wood nematode), 10378 nucleotides long. The record is from the annotation of a GenBank genome assembly. Lineage: Eukaryota; Metazoa; Nematoda; Chromadorea; Rhabditida; Aphelenchoididae.
AUGUCUUCUAUUCAGAUUCCCGGCGAUUCAUGUUCUUAUUGGGAUAUUAGAGUAGGCAGGUUUGGUGUCAGUUGCCAACGUUUUCGGAAAGGAGAGUUCUAGUGGGUACGUGGAAAAAAUAUGAUAGUUUAGGAGCUAAAGGGUGUUCUAGGAAGGAAAAACAAGAUUUUUGGGUGUGGUGUCGAUUGCACUGAGCAUUUUUUGGUUUUUAGUUUUUUGUAGGGCAGGGAAAAUUUUUCCGCAUUGCGAAGAUUUUGAUUGGUAAAAAUUGUGUUUUUGAAAAAAAUGCAGGAUUGUUCGCAUUUUACAUGUUGCCGAGUCGUAACUAUGCUGGUUUUUUGGCUAUAGGUUUAAGUUCUUCUAGAACUUCCAAAAUUUCUUUUUUUUUGAUACUCAUAAUUUUAUAUUGCCAUAACAUUUUUGAAUAACGGGCCAUUAGUCUUUUUACACCUUAUACCACACGUUCUCUCAAAGUUUAUGGCCGUAAACCUCGAAGAUUUUCUUAUUCUUAAAACCUCGUUUUUAUUUUUUGGAUUCAUAAUAUUCUCUUGCACAUCGAUGAAAUCCGUGAAUGGCCUAUGCGUAUUUUACCCUCUUUUUUCUCCAGUUAGUUUACCCACCUUGAUCCGACCGCACACAUCUAAUCGCAGCUCACGAUUUCCUCGUAUCUGGAGAUUUUCGGCCGCUUUCCUUCGGCCGAUGCGUCUCGUCGCACGGUCAGCACGGCCUCAGCGCCGUCCGCCAUCCAGCUGGCUUCGAUGAUGGCACUCACGGCGACGGAUUCGGCCACACGGCCCACGACGCCGUCGAGUCGAGGGCGGAGUCCGCCGAGGAUGCGGAAGAUCGGAAUUGUUCAGGACUCAAUUCCAACAGUACUGCCAAUUAAGAAAGAAGAGGAUGAUCGGAAAGGCAUGAGAGGUAUGGUUGGGAUUCUCUUAAGAGCAAAAUAAUGUUUUUUUACACAUUGUUUUGGUCGAAAUAUGCAAUUGUUGACUUUUUAACGAAAUGUCACAAAAAUUAUUGGAAAAUUUAAUAUCUUUAAAUCCACUAAAAAUAAUGUCAAAUUGCUUUCUAGAGGUUUUAUAGGCGUAAAAGAGAAAGUUUACAGAAUUUGACGAAAAGCCACAAAAUUUAUUGGAAAUUUUGAAGUCUCGAAAAAUCUUUGCACUUUCAUUCUUAAACUUUAAAAAGCAAUUUUCAUGCAUUUCUAAAUGCCCCUCUAAGCCUUCCAUUCUAUUUUAGCCUUUUUGUUUGUCAUCAUUUUCUGAUUUAUGAACAUUUCCCUUUUCCACCACACGCGCAGCUAAUCUCUUCGUACUGUGCGCAUACGAUCGGAACAUCAAAAACAAAACAUUAGAAAUCGCAGACGAUAAAUUUGGCCAAUUUGCAGGCGGAAUGCCCUCUAUUUUCGGGCAUUCGUCCCAAUUUUUGGCACCAAAUUGUUUUCAGGGAAAAUGCAAAUGAAUGUCAUGUCAUAUGUCUCCGGUCCCGUUCUCUCAUAAAUUGGUUUUUGGUCCUGGGGGUCGUUACGGGUAAUGCAAUGUCUAAGGGGGAGAAACGUUCAUUGAGAGGGCAAAAAUUGUUUUGAAAGCCUUGAAAAUACGCAUAAUUUACUUGAGGUGCCGUUUUCAUCACAUAUCUCGUUUUUCUCCAAAUAAGGCUGGCUGAAAAGAAAGUCAUAAAAAAUUUAGUUUACACUUUGCAGGCACAGCCGAGAUAUUCAGGGGGCUUUGUCAACGAGAGAGAUCGAAAAACUGGGAUGGUGGUUUGAGAAAAAAGCAUUUUUGGGCCGUCUUUGCAAAAAAAAACAAUCAAAAAAAUUUAUUUUACUCAAAAUGCUGAUUAAAAGCAAGAGCCGGGCACAUUUUGACAACUAUUUGACAAACAUUUCUUCAGUUUUUUUUGCAAAUGGCAGGAUAGACAACUGCCGCAUCCCUUGAAUAUAUAAAUUCAUAAUUAUUAUGUUUUAGAUUACUCUUUUUGCUCUCUAAACUUUGCUCUUUUACAAUAAUCUUUUUUCGUUUUUUCAACACCAUUUUUUCCACAUCCUCUCCAUUUAUUAAAUUCUUCCGUCAUUUACUGUAAUGUAAUUAAAAUUUCGUAUUGUUUUUGCACAGCUGUCGUAAAGCUGUUUUUUGUUCUCUUGGCUUCUUUGGGGUGAACAAGGGAUAGUACUCAGUAUUUUUUCCAUUUCCUGUAAACAUUGAAAUGCAAACAUUAUUCACUGAAUUGGAGGUUUGGAGAACCGUUGAAAAUGUCAAACUGGUUGUAAAAUGAUUACAGAGAGGAGUUUUCUGCUUUUUACAUUUAAUUUUUGAUGGUUUCACGUUGAAUUUUAGCCGAUUUUUAGUUUGAAAAAUUUGGAAAUUCAAAUUUUAUUCUCAUUUUUGAACACUUCUUCUUUCUUUUAAGCUGGCUCAAUUUCUGCUUUUUUUUACAUUUUUGCGCCAACUUUCUCAGACCUUUCUUCCUUCUAAUUAGCCGCAGGGCUAAUUGGGUUUACAAACCGGAACAUGAGAAACUUUUAUUUGGGAGUUUCCAAUUUAUGAGCCGCAGCGGGGCCAAAAUAAAGGACGGAAAUGAAGAAAUAUUCGAGAAGUUUUUGUUGUUUUGCAGAAUUCGCUAUUUUUAGGGCUUUCAUUAGUUGAUUUAUUUAUCUUCGACGUCGUUGACAAGCAGCACUUUAAAUGUGACGCUGGGUUUAGAUGAAACUUGGCACAAGUUUGAAAUAUUGCAUUCUUCGUACUCUGUAGUCAAAAGUCAUCGUUAAAUAUCCUUGCUAAACUUGAAGAGCGCGGCCAAAAGUUUAAUGUGUCCUACUUCUAAUAGCUCUGUCAAAAUGAUGGUAAACUUGAGAGCAGGAGUUUUAGAGCAACUUGACUUACAAAGCUUUUUUUUCGUUUACGGCCUGUUUUUGUUCUACGCCAAAUUACGUGCCCGCAAAUGUUUGUAAACCACUUUUUUUUAUAAAAUUAUAAUACCCCUAACCUCUAAACCCUCUCCUCUCACCUCUUUCUCUCCCCGUUUGGAGCACGCAAUUUCCCCUGGCCCCGAAUAUACCCCAUAUUACUCAACCCAUUUCUGCACACUUAUUAUAAUUAUCAACUUGCUUUCCUCACCAAUUUACGCGUGACAUAGCCGUGUGAAAUUGGAGAGGAAAUCUCGGGGAAUCGGAUGCUUUCCGAAGAAUCCUGCCAGUUAAAAGUAAUGGCAUUGCGCGACAGCCGGCAUGAACAUAAUAGGCUUGUCAGUCGGCCAACUUGAUGGGGUAACAAUGUUGGGUCGAAAAAGUUGAGGGAAUUCCUGGUCUUUGGGGCUGGGAUAUUGUUUUAGGCCAUUCGAAGAGAGAGGGGUUUAGAGUUUUUGGAGUUUUUUGCCUGAUGAAAUACCGGCUGGUUUAAUAUGGCGGUUCGGGCGUUAGGGCUGUCAAAAGUUUUGAAAUAGUUUCCAUUUAUAUGUUUUGUGCGAUUUAGAAUUCCAAGUCACAAUUUUAUACUAAUAUUUGAUAGUUUACACCUUUCCCAAAUGCCAUACAACUUAUUGAGCGGCCCAGGCUGUUAUUACUUUUUGAAUUAAAUUAUUGUAUUAAAUUAGUGGCGCAGAUCCUUGUAGUCAUAACAGAGCGGACUAAUUUUAGAAUGACGGACAUUUCUACGUCAUAACGAAGAAUUGGCUUCCUCUUGGUUUGUUCUUUUAAAUAUUUGCUCGUAACAUUCCUCUCGAUAAAUAUUGUGAGGGUUCUUUGCUGGGAUGUCGAAAAAAUUGUGGGUGAAUUAGCGAUGAUAGUUCUCUUAAUGAGGGUGGAUAUAUUGUUUCUCUGCAAACUUGUUGAAACUGUUGCACAAUUUUUAUACUUAUGUAUUACUUAUGAAAAUUGAUGAUUUUUUCGUUGUCCCACCGAAAUUUGCAAAGCCCGACCAAAAAAUUUUUUCUGUUUUGGGUGGUUAACUUUUAAGAAUUCAUUUUUAUUCAGUGAUCGGUGAAAAUGAAAGUAAAUUUACGAGAUUUGUGAUUGGGCAUAUAGUCUUAUAUCUUUAGCUAACUUCCUAUGCGAUAAAAAAAUGAAACAUGAUCCAACUUCUUGGACAGUUUUUAGCGACCUCUACGGCUAUUCCGGACGUCUUAUCUAGACGCUUUAACUUCACACGUAGACAAGUACAAUGAAUUCUUGAGAGAAUAAAAGUUUUCGGUAAAAAGUGCAAAGUCUUUUAUCCCGUGUUUUGAAUUAGCGGGCCAAAGUGCACGUUUUAAAAAGCCCUGACGCUAAAAUUGGGUAAGAUUUUAGCGCCCUUUAAGGCUAUUCCAGACGUCCGACAGGACGUUUUAAUUUCACACGUACAGAAGUACAAGGAAUUCUAGAGAGCAUAAAAGCUUCAGAAAAAAGGGCAAAGUCUUUUAUUCAAUCUUUUCUAUUAACGGGAUAAACAGGACUGGACCGGGGCUAAGCAAAUUUGAAAUUCCCAUUGUUAGCUCUAGUCUUACGCGUCCUGGCUUUUUGGGUAGGUGACGGUUAGGAGCCAGAAAAAAGUGAUAGAAGGUGCCUACGAUGUCUGUGAAAGCGAUUGAAAGUUUGGCGGACGUUCGGCGAAGGCUUGGCGGAGGCCUACAAUAUGAUCACUUUCUCUAAUUUUAGCUAUUGCUAACCCUAGCUUUCUUAGUCUUGAGUUUAGAUUAGCAUGGAAAAUACCAAAGCUUACUCCAAAAACAAAUAUCUGUAAGUUUUAUCCGGGUAUUGCUGCAGUAAAUACCUUAAAAUACGUAUUUUUUGUCAUGGUUUGCAUGGCCUUCCAAUGCAAACCUUAUGGCAAAUUGAGGACCCCAUAGUAUUGCCGACCCGAAAAGUCGUAGCGGCCAGUCUUACCUAUAUCAAUCUCAAAAUUUCACCAUUAAUUUUCCUCUCUAUCUUUUGUCCUCUAACCCACCAAUAACUCCCAAAAUUCACCUUGUUUUCCCAACUUCUUCUUCCUCCCACUCAGCGCACAUCAUCCUUAAACCCCCACCGGUAUGGCCAUAAAAACGAUUGGCGUCGCUAAUUCUUAUGCACAUAAAUACAUUCCAAAUUCAUAUCACCGUUUUUACACGUCAUGCGGCUGGCUGAAAUUCAGUAUGGCGAAUGAGCUGGAAAGCGCGGGCACUGGAUAUAUUCGGCGAAAAUGUUUGCCUUGCGCUAUUUUUGUAAAAAUUAUUCCGCGUAGUUUGCAAAGGUUUCAAGUUUAUUGUGAUCGUCAUUUUGUUGUAGUGUUGUGAGGACAAUCUGGGAGAGAUUGAAUGGCGCAUUGAAUUUCAUUUUUUUGAGGGCGAAAUAUCUAUAUGGUUGUGGCAGUAUGGGGUAUUAUAUAAUAGUUGUGGGGAUUAGAUUUUAAAAUACUUUUGUUUUUGCGUGUUUAUCUCAUAGUCAGAGUUUAAAAUACGAUGAAUUUCCCGCAUACUGCAUUUUUGAUUGGAUUGGCUGACAGAAAAUAGAGCCAAAGUGGGCCUUCCAAAUAAUGACAAAAAAAUUUCAAAUAAGAACAAUUUUUUCUUACGGUUACUUGUGAUUUUGAGCUUGCAAUUUGCAGAAAAAAGCAAGGGUUUCCCGCCGAAAAUUGGCAAAAAUUCAGAACACGUUCAAGCGUAGAAGGAUGACGAAUUCAAGCUCAAUUUCACUUGUAUUUAGUAAAGGGCACUUCCGCAAAAAAUCAGCCUUUUCCACAAGGGAGUUUCAAAAAUAUUACCAAAUUUUUUUCUCGUCGUCUCUGCUCGUUUUCAAUCCUGUUUAAUAUACAAAAUUAUGGAGUAUUCUUGCUCCCUCUAUGACUAAAAGGCCAAAAUUUUGCUGGCCAUGUUUCUCUCGGGUUCAGUUAACUCACCUAAAUUUUACGGGGUCUACAAGUCACACUUGUCUUUAAAACUUCAUAUCUUCAACCCCGCACCCAUGUUUACACCGCUCAUUUAAUCACCAUAAAAACUCUGACCUUAGGAAGCAGCGACAACCGAUUACUUUUACGGCUCCCAAAAAUAUCACUAAUCGUUGAAAUUUGAAAGCAUUUGUUGACUCCAACUUCCGCCUCACUCAAUUGCCCAGACAAAAAGCCGAAAGCACACAAACAGAAUGCUUCUCCUGAUCCAGAUUCCAUGUUCGCGUGGAGAGCUCGCAUUUGGGUCGCCGGAAAGACGGAUUGCUUCUUCUGGCUCGUCAUGCAUUUGGACCUUGAAUUUAUUUGGGUGAUGCGGGGCCAGGAAUGUUGGCCAAUUUUUAUGGCUUUGUUCUCGAGAGCGCUUGGGGUUUCCUGGUUCAUAAAUCAGCGGAAUUGAAUUUGUCUGGGGGAUUUUCGUAAAAUACGAGAACAUUUAGGCAUUUUAAAGGGGAUUUUUGGCUUUUUCCCUUGGGCAAUGUGUGAUUUUUUGCUAUUUAUCAAGAGGACAUAUAUGUUGCUGGUUUUAGGAAUGUCGUAUUUUACUUUUACCCUUUUCUAUUUUUUUAAAUUGAAUUUUUAUGACCAAAAAACCCCAUUUUACCCUUCUCCUCUCUAGAAACCCUAAUUUUCAUCACUUUUCCCUCAAAAAAUCUCCUUUUGCGUGCUAAAACUCUUCUCCUAGCCGCCGCAAAUUACACUAGACCUCUUGACCCCAUAAAUACUUGCACCCUGAUAUUCUUCCAAAGGUAUGCACUGUAUUUUUUUCGGUGUUCAUUUUUUGCCUAUUCAUUCAAUCUCCGUGACGACUGAAGCAUGUCUUCAACGGGCCGAGGGCGGCCCCGGUUUCGAACCGUGUUUUGUUCGUAGGGGAUUUUUUGAGCCUUCAUGGGGUACGGGCAAUUGCGGUUGCGUUGGAAUGCAGAGGAUUUUUGGGAGAUUAUUGUGGGAUCUUUGACAGUUUUUGAUAUUUUUUGUAUUUUCUGCAAAAUUUUGACUUUUUUAAACUUUAAAAAAGGUCUUAAACUGACAUAUUUAUCGAUUUAUGGUCUGUAAAAAGUCUGAAAACUCAAAAUAUUCCACGAUCUGCUCAAAUCAUAAUCUUUUUUGUGAUUUAUUACACAUUUUUUUCAACUUUUUAAAAAAAAUUUCUAAAAAUUUUGUUUGUUAUUUUUGCUAAAAAUUGCUUUUUCGACAUCUUAGCUCACUAGACAGUCAAGCCCUACCCGUCAGCUUCAAUGUCAUAACAUUUUUCCGCAUGAUUGGCCCGAGAUCCUUGCCCAAAAAAUGACGGUUUGGCUUUGUUUUUGGCUUUAACAAAGUUUGGAGGUUUUUGAGAGCUCCAAUUCAUUUUUUGAUGGUUUGUUUUUUUUUGGUCUGACAUAAAAUGAAUGUACUGAAGUGCACGUAUUUUACCAAAAAUUGCAAAUUUAGUCAUCAAAAAGAUGUGAUCAGCAAAGCCCUUUUUUUUCAAAUAUUCGAAUGUCCCGUGAAUUUGAUGGCCCCACUUCUCACAUGUACAUCCCGCUGUUUAUAUUGGUGUUAUGUUUCGCAAAUAGGCAGUGUUGAGAUCGUAUGUUUGCAUGGUAUUUGGUUUUUUCGAAAUUUUAUCGGUUUGUACCUUACAUUCAAGGUUUAUCGGCUCGAUUGAAGCCGAUAAACCGAAAAUGAAAUUUUUCUGAGUUCACCAAAUCGAUAAGUGCCUCAGGGGUGGAUGAAAAACACGCUUUAUUUAUUGUCGAAUUGUGAAAAACCAAGAUUUUUUUACUUUAUUUUAGACCAAGUCUUAAAAAAAAGAAGUUUUUUCAAAAGUCUCAUUUUCUUCUCCUUCUCGGUGUGUUAAAAAAUUCUUCUCCUUCAUUUGACUCUUAUUUGUCUCUUCUAUCAUAUACGUAAAUAUCUUGACAUGAGCUGGUCUACACAUAUUUACACGAGCUUCCGACAUAUGACGAUGACAAACGUAGAAGGCGUAAUUAAAGUGAAUUAAAUGUAGCCGAGUACAACUCCUUUGUAACUCACAAACAUUUGGCCGUAUAUACAAUGUCUCUAGGGUAUUUUUAAAUUGUAUCUGUAGUUUUAUUUUUGUGGAUUUCCUACAAUUUACACCUACAAGAUAUUUCAGGUAUUUUGUGGUGAGAUGUUGUCAAAAAUUGAGUCGUAUUUUAGCGGGUACACUAACUUUUAACUUUUUUUACGGUGACAUUUGACCUUCAGUUCAAUAUUCUUGAACUUUUUGAGCUCAAAAAAUUACAUUAUCUCAAUUUUUUUUUUAUUUUUCAUCUCAUUUUCCCAGAAAAUCAAGAAAUGUUUUUCUAUUCUCCGCUUAUUUAGAGAUUUUCCAGAGAUUUCACAAUUAAAUCAGUCUUGUUUUUUUUUCUCCCUCGCCCCAUUCCAGAAGUCCUCGAGAAUCUUUAGCCUCGUCUCCGACCUCGACCCCUCCUGGGUAUAAAAGAUUGCCCAAAUAAACUUAUAAGGACUGCCCUUUGAGGGCCCCCGACUUUGAUACAUUCCCAAUCUUGUACUAAGUUUGCUCUUUGAAAUUUCCAGCCAUUUUUCAAAGCUCAUUUUUUUGUAACAAUUAUGUUUAUGAAAUUCUCUCACCUAAAACGAGGUCGUCAAUGUUUUUUGACCGUUUGGGAAAUUGGGUUUGCCCUCCAGACCUAAGGACCUUGCCGUUUGACCCAGUGGACCACACAAAACAAUCCUUUGUGGCCACUUCAACGGAGUUUUAUUUUUAUCGCCUCAGGGGAAAUUUUUCGAAUUAAGUGGAACAAAGGCGUGAAAAAAAUGCGACGGCCGUAAAAUGGUGUGGGCUUUAUUUUCAAUGUCUAAUUUAACAAUUUUACAAUGUAAAUUUACCUUUGAAAUUAUGAAAUUUAUUGUCAUCGUGCGGAAAUCUGAAUUUCUUAUUUUUCUCACGGUAAAAAAUUUUGUUCUGAAAUUUAUAUAAAUUGCGCAGUAAAUAAUCAAAAUUUUCUCAUGGUCUAUUUUUAUGUGUAUAGUAAAUUGCUGUCUCCUGUGCAGGUUAAUCUAUGGUAUCUUUAGACCAUAUUUUUUGUAUUUUUCACGAUACAUACUCUUCCUGCGGAAAUCUUAGUUCAGCCGGAUAUUGCUGAUAAUUCCAUGUCAUUUUCUUUAUUUUUUCUUGAAACAUUUAUUCAUUUUUAUGGAUUUACGUGAGGUCUGAAAGGUUCAAAAUUUGGGGGUUUAACAGUGGAGAGCAAUUAGUAAUCUUUAUUUUAUGUAUACUACCCUGUUAUUUGCUGAUUUAAUAGACAUAGCAGUUAUGAUAGGUCCUUAUCUUUAAUCAGUCGUAAUUUGGGGAAGGUUUUACAGUCAAAAGAUUUAUCUCUGAAGACGCCUGUGUCUUGUCCAAUAUUCAAUUUUUAAACUUUGAUCCACUUCUUCAUAAUCUUUAAUUUUGCUCAAUUUUUGCUUUCUCAAGUUCAACUGCCCUUUAUUUCCCCUCCUCCUCCUUCAAAAAAAAAACACUUGCCCGAGAUGAUAAAGCGGUCUGUAGACCACUAAGAACCGAAAGUAUAUCUCUUCAUCAUCACGAACGCGGAAGCCGGGGACGUCCCCACUUCCAAAUCCCGAUGUGUAUCGCCCUCCGAAUCGACGUAAGCGGGCCCCCCAAAGAACUGCGUAUAUCACACUUUUCGGCACCGCAAGGCCAAAAGAACACCGAGAUGAGGGAUGGGGCACCGCGACGAGACGGCAGAGCCAAUUUUCCGCCGAGAAGCGGCGAAAAUGAAGACCGGCGGGCCGCUCGUCUUUUUUGCUGGGGCUUUCCUUGCGCCGUCUGCACGGUGCUGCCACUGCGGCCCUCGGGCACUAUUUCGCCAAGCACGCCCGACAUAGCAUGGAGGAAAGAGUAACCACCUAGCGGAUAAUUUCGCCACUGUUUUUUGUUGUGGAUUUUGGCUUUUUUCCACUGCCCAACAAGCUGCUACCGGGGUUUUUUACCGCGUUUUCAUCAAUCAACAACUUCUGGUUUCAAUCAACUUGGAUUCUCGCACAUAACUUGUAGAAUACUACAACUUUUUGGCAGCAACUUGCGACGUUUACUUGAAAUCCGCAUCCCCCCGCACCUAUUAUUUAUUAUUCUACCUUUCGCCCACCGAAACGGCCAACUCCGCGCCAUUGCAAGAGCAUAUUGUGUAGCGGUUUUGACAGCUCUCGUCACAUCAGAUGAGCGUCGACGCUCGCGACAAACGGUCAAAUUCCCCCUAGAAUGUCAACCGCAGCCCUUCAACACCCAGACGACACUGUUUCACGAGGCUGGUGCUGAAGGCGUUUACAUGAUUAGAACGAAAAGAGACUUUGAUGAACUGAAAGCAAGUCCACUGUUCAGCGAUGCCGUCCCCACCAACACAACGUCGCAAGACGUUGGAGAUUCAGGAGUGUUUGGAGCGACCGCACUCGUCGAUGGAGCGGAACAAGGAUCGACCGACGCUGAAGAAGGAGUUUCAAGGCAAGUGUGA